Messenger RNA from Salvia splendens (bonfire salvia), 573 nucleotides. Its product is annotated as glycine-rich cell wall structural protein-like. The transcript has a single exon. Lineage: Eukaryota; Viridiplantae; Streptophyta; Magnoliopsida; Lamiales; Lamiaceae. The coding region runs from base 1 to 573 and encodes 190 amino acids. The record is from RefSeq and is a predicted model, not a curated record.
AUGGGGAUGAAUUUAGGAAACGGUAAGGUGUUGGUAAUGAUCUUGUUGCUAGGGUUGGUUCUGGUGCAGAUGGGCGAUGCCCGGAAGCUAGAGAAAGAAACAUUUGGUGGAUUUGGAGGUGGCAAAGAAGGUGGGUUCCAUUUCAAUGGUGGAUUUGGUAGUAAUGUUGGAUUUGGAGGUGGUGAAGAAGGAGGGCAUGGUGUUGGAUAUGGAGGUGGUGAAGGAGGAGAACAUGGUGGAUAUGGAGGUGGUCGAGGAGGAUGGCAUGGUGGUGGGGAAGGAGGAGAGCACGCUAGCGGAUGUGGAGAGCAUAAUGGAGGUGUUGAUGGUGGACAUGGGGGUGCCAAGGUGGUGACAAAGGAGGAGAGCACGGUAGAGGAUACAGAGGUGGCCAAGAAGGAGGGCAUGGUGGAGGUGGCCAAGGAGGAGAGCAUGGUGGAGUUGUCGGUGGUGGAUAUGGAGGGCACAACGGAGGAUAUGAAGGUGGCAAAGGAGGGCAUGGUGGUGGCAAAAGAGGUGAUGAAGCAAUGUAUGGUGGAGGUGGCGGCCGAAAUUAAUGAAUUCGCCUUAUGA